AUGGAGGAGAAUUUGACGAUCGUGACGAAGAAGAUAUUCAAAAUCGUCCGAGUGUUGUACUUCCUGCUCAGGAAAAGCAUUUCAAAGGCAAAAUUGGUCGCCGAUCUCAGCCAAAUGUUGAAGCGCGGGAAAAUCGCCGGGAAGGCGGCGAUACACAGUCUCAAAUUCCACCACCACUACGGCGGCGGCGCCACCACCGUCGGCCGGAGCCGCUUCCACGACCGCCACAUCGCCUUCCCCGGCUAUUCUAAGGAUUACGAGUUCAGCUGCAGCAACAGUCCUGCUAAUGGCGGAGCUUUCCGCCUGAACAAGCGCAAGCAUUCUAAACCUUCCGAUGGAGACCUAAUGGCGGCGGCGCAAUUGAUGGUUAGUAGCUCGGCCGCGGCGGCGUCGCCGGCGCUGCCGGGAUUCGGGGGGAGUCCGGUGGUGAGGCAGUUGAGGAUAACGGACUCGCCGUUUCCGUUACGGGACGGUGAGGAAGACCGUUACGUAGACGAAGCGGCUGAGGAGUUUAUUGCAAAUUUCUAUAAGGAUUUGAGACAGCAGAAUUUCUUAGGUUAUUAUUAA
This is a messenger RNA of Andrographis paniculata, 567 nucleotides long. RefSeq lists its product as uncharacterized. The record is from RefSeq and is a predicted model, not a curated record. The transcript has a single exon. NCBI's taxonomy places the organism in Eukaryota, Viridiplantae, Streptophyta, Magnoliopsida, Lamiales, Acanthaceae. The coding region runs from base 1 to 567 and encodes 188 amino acids.